Molecule: messenger RNA, 405 nt
Organism: Mytilus trossulus (common blue mussel)
Lineage: Eukaryota; Metazoa; Mollusca; Bivalvia; Mytilida; Mytilidae
Exons: 1
Coding region: 1-405 (134 amino acids)
Molecular function (GO): nucleic acid binding
Source: RefSeq, a predicted model, not a curated record
AUGAAAGUUGCUAGAAAGUAUAUUCCCAAACAUGAUGUAGAAAAUUAUAAGCAGCAGACUCUUGUCCAACAGUUUGUAGGAGAAAAUUACCUCGCCCACAAUGCAAUAGAGGAUGUGGAUUCCUUAAAAACAUUAUAUGACAAUAAACUUGCUUUACUAGUGAAAUCUGAUGAUGUGUUUGCCAUUUCAUACCACAAUUGUAUGGACUCCUACUCUGGCUUACUAAGUAGUAAAAUUGUUUCAAGGCCAGUUUGCAUGCAACUAGCAAAAGAUGGAAUAUCGUUGAAACACCUCAAACUGGCAUCUGUACGAGAUGUAAAUGGAUUGAAAUUUGUCUUGCAGGACCAUAAGAUACCACCGAAAAGUGUGAAAUGCAUUCAGGAUUACUUUCAGACAGAGGAAUGA